Molecule: messenger RNA, 2771 nt
Organism: Paramacrobiotus metropolitanus
Lineage: Eukaryota; Metazoa; Tardigrada; Eutardigrada; Parachela; Macrobiotidae
Product: echinoderm microtubule-associated protein-like 2
Biological process (GO): microtubule cytoskeleton organization
Cellular component (GO): mitotic spindle
Molecular function (GO): microtubule binding
Source: RefSeq, a predicted model, not a curated record
GCAGUCUCCCGCGGCACUCCACCGGGGGCCUGCGCACCUCCCCCUCCGUGGACCGGUUGGGGCUCAGCACCGCGGGGCAGUGCCGGGAAGGUCACCACCACCCCGGUGUCGGCGCGCACCACCCCCGCCGGCGGGACCAUGCGCAAGUGGACAUCCAAUUCGGAUUUUCAGAACGGUUCCACGUCGGUCAGCCAUUCUCACGCCCCGCCCUCCCAUUCAGCCUACCACUCAGCCGCCCCACCCCCGCAACACCAACAACAACAGCCACGCAGCCGUUUCGGUUCGCAGUCGCACUUGACGGAUGUGCCGCUGCACAGUCACAGCCCGGUGGCGGCCGCCGCCUAUGCCGCCUCCCCCACCGGCUUCCCCAAGACCUCCAGCGCCGCGGCGGCCCUCAAGGAACCCGUUUUCAAUCCAGAUGAUGGUUAUUUGCGCGUGAAUAUCCGCGGUAAGCCCAUGAACUUUUACGUCCCCUCGGAGGAGUGCCUGACGCAGUCGCUGGCCAAACCCAACCCGGCGCCCACGGAACGCCUCAAACUGGAAUGGGUGUAUGGUUAUCGGGGACGCGAUUGCCGGUCGAAUCUGCAUUAUGUCGCCACCGGGGAGUGCGCGUAUUUCAUCGCCUCCGUGGUGGUGCUGGUCAACUUUCGUGAGGAAUUACAACGGCAUUACCUUGGCCAUACGGAUGAUAUUCGCUGUAUUGCGGUGCAUCCGAACAAGCUGACGGUAGCGUCGGGCCAGACCGGCCAUCCCGAUCGCCGGCCGAAACGCGGUGCGACGUCACCCACCAACAGCAUUGACGGAGAAAAAAUUGUCCACGUGCGGAUUUGGGACGCGGUGACGCUGAGCACGCUGCACGUGCUGGGCGUCAACGGGGAAUUCGAUCGGGGCUUCAGCGCGCUGGCCUUCUCCAAGAUGGACGAGGGCACCCUGCUGGCCGUCAUCGACGAGUCGCCGGAGCAUCUGCUCAGCUUGUGGGACUGGCAGAAGGCCGGAUCCCGCGGCGAUCGCAUCGCCAUGGUGGCUUGUGGAUCGGACCCGGUGUUCGCCGGCGAAUUCCACCCGUCCGUGCCCAACCUGCUGGUGACCUGCGAGAGUCACAUUAACUUCUGGAAUCUGGACGGCAGUACGCUGGCGCUCAACCGGAUCGUCGGGGUUUUCGAAAAGAUCGAACGACCGAAAUUCCUGCUGUGCCUGUGCUUUAGCGAGAACGGUGAUAUCCUGACGGGUGAUUCCAAUGGCAAUAUCAUUUCCUGGGGACGCGCGGGCAACCGGAUGCGUCACAUGGUGGCCAACGCCCAUCCGGGCGGCGUCUUCGUGCUGCUGUCCAGCGCGGACGGGCAGGUGGUGUCGGGCGGGAAGGACCGGCGCAUCGUCGUGUGGGAUCAGGGACUGCGGCGCACCGGGCAGGAAAUGGAGUUGCCGGACAGUCAGGGGACGGCGCGCGCUUUAUGCCGGGAUGCAGACGGGGAGUUGCUGAUCGGGACGAAUCGCAACUGUAUCCUGCAGGGCACGCUGCCCGGCGGCUUCACUGUCGCCGUACACGGCCAUUUUGACGAGGUGUGGGCGCUGGCCACCCACCCCAACCACCACCAGUUCGUCACGGCCUCCUACGACCACACCCUGACGCUGUGGAGCGCCGAGGAGAAGGUGCCCAUCUGGACGACGGAGCUGCCGGAUGGGAUCCAUGCGCUGUGCUUCCAUCCCGACGGCGACCUGAUCGCCAUUGCCACCGUCUCCGGGCGCUGGUUCGUCCUGGACACCCUCUCCCGCGAUGUGGUGCACACGCAGGCCGUCGCCGAGGACGGGCAGGAUCUUCUAUCCUGUAUCAAAUAUUCCCCCGAUGGGCGGUUUAUCGCGGUGGCGUCGGUGGACCGGGCCAUCUACGUGUACCAGGUGAUGGACGGCGGCAGUAAGUGCAUCAAACUGGGCAAAUGCCUCGGGCACAGCAGUGCCGUGCUGUGUCUCGACUGGUCCGUGGACAGCCAGUAUCUGCGCAGCAACUCCGACAACUUCGAACUCAUCUACUGGAAUCCAGCGACAUUGAAGCAGAUUAACAAUCCCACUCUGUGUCGCGACGUGGAGUGGGACAGCUGCAACUGCAUCCUGGAGUACGGCGUGGCCGGCGUCUGGAGCGACAGUGUGCAGGCGCUCAGCGUCGACUGCGCCCAGCGCGUGCUGGCCGUCGGGGACGACGGCGGCAAGGUUAAGCUCUUCUCCUUCCCCGCCAUGUCGCAAAAGUCGGCAUGUCACACGUACAGCGGACACAGCAACCACGUCAGCUGUGUGCGCUUCCUGCACGACGCCAGCCGGCUGAUCAGCAGCGGCGGCCGGGACGCGUCGGUGCUGCAGUGGAUCUGCGAGUCCAAGAGCGUCGAUCUGGGAUUCAUCUGAUUAAUCCCCACUUUUCCCUCUAUUUAUUUGGCCUUCAUCCUGUUGCCUGAUGUUGCGGUGCUGCAGAUGUUUUUAAGGAGCGUGUUUUGCAAUAAUCACGGCCAUGACGAAGAUGCAGAGAUUUUUCCUGGUUUUAUCGUUUUUAUUGCGUUCACCUUGUUUUGUGCAUGAUGGUCGGGAAAUUGUGUGCUGUUCGGCUUGAUUUUUGUAGUCUGUCCGUUGGUGGAAAGGUCACAGGUGCCUUUUUUGAUGGUUUGAAUUCGGUUGACAAACAAAUGUUUUAUUCGUUUACACUUUAUGUACACUGCUUGAGUACGGCGUGAUCGCGUUGGCAGAAAAUAUGUUUAAAAAUGUACAAAAACAGGAAUAAAACUACU